Messenger RNA from Delphinapterus leucas (beluga whale), 1685 nucleotides. RefSeq names its product potassium voltage-gated channel subfamily A member 7 (gene KCNA7). NCBI's taxonomy places the organism in Eukaryota, Metazoa, Chordata, Mammalia, Artiodactyla, Monodontidae. Gene Ontology annotation, molecular function: protein binding; delayed rectifier potassium channel activity. Gene Ontology annotation, biological process: potassium ion transmembrane transport; action potential; protein homooligomerization. The record is from RefSeq and is a predicted model, not a curated record. Gene Ontology annotation, cellular component: voltage-gated potassium channel complex; membrane.
CUAUUUUUACGCGUGGACACCGGACACCAGGCUGGGGCGGCGGCGGCGGCGGCGGCCGAGGCGGGGCCGGGCCGGGUCGGGCGUCGGGGCCACACGUCCGUCCGCGGGUCGCCGAGGCUGCGCGCACCAUGGAACCCGGGUGCCCGCAGCCGUGCGGCUGCUGCGAGCGAGUGGUGCUCAACGUGGCUGGGCUGCGCUUCGAGACCCGGGCGCGCACGCUGGGCCGCUUCCCGGACACGCUGCUCGGGGACCCGGUACGCCGCAGACGUUUCUACGACGGCGCGCGCCGCGAGUACUUCUUCGACCGGCACCGGCCCAGCUUCGACGCGGUGCUCUAUUACUACCAGUCGGGCGGGCGCCUGCGGCGGCCGGCGCACGUGCCGCUCGACGUCUUCCUGGAGGAGGUGGCCUUCUACGGGCUAGGCGCCGCAGCGCUAGCGCGCCUGCGCGAGGAGGAGGGCUGCCCCUUGCCAUCGGAGCGCCCCCUGCCCCGCCGCGCCUUCGCGCGCCAGCUCUGGCUGCUCUUCGAGUUCCCCGAGAGCUCGCAGGCCGCGCGCGUGCUCGCCGUUGUCUCAGUGCUCGUCAUCCUCGUCUCCAUCGUCGUCUUCUGCCUCGAGACGCUGCCCGACUUCCGCGACGACCGCGACAACUCGGGGCUCGCCGCGGUGGCUGCAGCUGGCCCGUUUCCGGCUCGGCUGAACGGCUCCAGCCCAGUGCCUGGACCCCCACCUCGCUUGCCCUUCGAUGACCCGUUCUUUGUGGUGGAGACAUUGUGCAUCUGUUGGUUCUCCUUCGAGCUGCUGGUGCGCCUGGCAGCCUGCCCAAGCAAGACAGCCUUCUUCAAGAACGUGAUGAACCUCAUCGAUUUCGUGGCCAUCCUGCCUUACUUUGUGGCACUGGGUACCGAGCUGGCCCGGCAGCGGGGGGUGGGCCAGCCAGCCAUGUCACUGGCCAUCCUGCGAGUCAUCCGACUGGUACGCGUCUUCCGCAUCUUCAAGCUGUCCCGGCACUCAAAGGGCCUGCAGAUCUUGGGCCAGACCUUAAGAGCCUCCAUGCGAGAGCUGGGCCUCCUCAUCUUCUUCCUUUUCAUUGGUGUGGUCCUCUUCUCCAGCGCAGUCUACUUUGCUGAGGCCGACCGGGCAGACUCCCAUUUCACCAGCAUCCCUGAGUCCUUCUGGUGGGCAGUGGUCACUAUGACCACAGUUGGCUAUGGAGACAUGGCGCCCGUCACUGUGGGCGGCAAGAUAGUGGGCUCUCUGUGCGCCAUUGCCGGCGUGCUGACCAUUUCCCUACCUGUGCCAGUCAUUGUCUCCAACUUCAGCUACUUUUACCACCGGGAGACAGAUGACGAAGAGGCUGGGAUGUACAGCCACGUGGACACGCAGCCCUGUUGCCCACUGGAGGGCAAGGUCAAUGGGGGGUUUGUGGAUCGAGAGGUUCCUGAGCUCCCACCUCCACUCCUCUGGGCUCCCCCUGGGAAACACAUGGUCACCGAAGUGUGAGGACAGUUGAGGUCUGCAGAACCUCACAUUUCCUUGGAGGGAGGGAGGGAGGGAAGGGAGGAAGGAAAGUUGGGGGGAGGGUGUUGGGUUUAGGAAGAGCUAAGUUAAGUGGUAAUGAGUUGGGGAACACUAAGUCUUAUUGGGUCUUGAGUUGUGGAUUGGUAGCUCCUGUGGGUACCUCCU